Molecule: messenger RNA, 971 nt
Organism: Mycetomoellerius zeteki
Lineage: Eukaryota; Metazoa; Arthropoda; Insecta; Hymenoptera; Formicidae
Product: THAP domain-containing protein 1
Exons: 4
Coding region: 108-938 (276 amino acids)
Molecular function (GO): sequence-specific DNA binding
Source: RefSeq, a predicted model, not a curated record
GAAACCGUAGAAGAUACAUUACACUUCCUCCAAUUGGAGGAAAAAUUAAAAAAAAUACUACCUUUACAUUAUAUUGCUUGAUAUUUAAAAAAAAUAAAAAUAAAAAAAUGGUUGUUACUUGCUGUAUUAGUAACUGUAAAAGUUUAUGGAUAAAAGGCGACAUUAUUACUUUUCAUUGUUUUCCUAAAGUUGAAACUUUACGCAAACAAUGGAUUUCAGCAAUUCCAUCUAAUAUUUUAAGGACUUCAGAUAUUACUCAACAUUCUAGAAUAUGCAGUAAACAUUUUGCAGCAGAAUGUUUUAGUGAAUCUACUACAUUUAAAUCUAUACGAAAUAUGUUAAAUAAGGAUGCUGUUCCAACAAUAUUUGAAGAGUGCCAGUCUAAAGGAUCUCAGUAUCAAUUAGUUGAAUUAGAAAAAGAGAUCUUGCCAAAUAUGUUAAACAUCGAAGUUGAUCCGCUUGAUAUUAGUAAUGAAAAUCUUAAAAUGGAAAAAGCAAAUUUGUCAUGUACUUUAAAAAGAGAAAUUGGUGUGCAAACAUUAAAACGGAGCUAUGAUGAAUCAGAAAAAAUUAUACAAAGUUUGAGAAAACGCUUGAAACAACGUGAUGACAAAAUUAAGGACUUGGAGGAAUGUCUGAAAAAGAAAAAAACUGAAGAAAAAAGUGAUAGUAUGAAAAUGAUAAAAGAUGCUAUUAACAAGUACAUCUGUGAGGAAAGGAAAGAAUUAUUUUUGCAUGAAUUUGCAAAUAAUGAGACUGGUAUUACUAAGAAAACUUAUAGUGAAUAUAUGAGGCAAUUUGCCGCAGCUGUAUAUUAUCAUAGUCCUAAAGUAUAUAAAAUUUUGAAGAAACUUAUUACUUUACCGACCACUAAUACUGCAUCUAAAUGGUUGAUAGAUUUUAAUCAAGAUCCACAUUUUGUGGAAGAAAUAAAAUGAACUAUUCUUCAACUUCCUACAACUUUAAUUAUA